CUGGGCUGCAGGAAAUGACGACAGCUGGGUGGAGGUAGUUCUGUCUCUUCCUCUCCACGCGGUGGACGAGACCGGUCGGUCUGCACCGUUUGUGUCGAGUGAUGCCCGGGAAACUCCUAAGCGACGCGGAUUUGGACUCAGGCAUGGCCAUGGGAAAAGCGGAGAAGCCACGAAAGCAAAACGAGAAGAGAGGUAGAAAAGAGAAGCCAAAAUCUAAUAAGACUGAAGAGGCAGCAGAUAAAAAGGAAGAAACUAUUUCCCCCAAAGCUAAAAAAGUUAAAAAGAAAACAGAACCUUCUGAGAUUGACAUGAGUCCCCUUAAACCCCAAAAGGCAGUAAAGAAAGAGGAGCCUUCUCAGGAAGACAUUAUUUCUCCUAAAACCAAAAGUGUGAAAAAGAAAAAGGAGCCCCUUGAAAAGAAUGUUGUUUCUCCUAAAGCCAAAAAGAUGAAAAAUGAAGAGAUUUCUGAAGAAGAAAUAGGUGCUCCUAAACCCAAGAAGAUGAAGAAAGAAAAGGAAAUGAAUGGAGAAGUUGGGGAGAAAAAUCCUAAAGUGAAGAAUGGAGAAAUUGGGGGGAAAAAUCUCAAACUGAAGAAUGGACUCUCUCAUUCUGAACCUGACACAAAUGCCAGCGAAGAAAGUAACAGUGAGUUAGAGCAGGAAGUACCUGUGGAGCAAAAAGAAGGAGCAUUUUCUAAUUUUCCCAUAUCUGAAGAGACUAUUAAGCUUCUCAAAGCCCGUGGGGUGACCUACCUGUUUCCUAUACAAGCAAAGACAUUUCACCAUGUCUACAGUGGGAAGGACUUAAUUGCACAGGCACGGACAGGAACUGGGAAGACAUUCUCCUUUGCCAUCCCUUUGAUUGAGAAACUUUUAGGAGAAGUGCAAGACCGGAAGAGAGGACGUGCCCCUCAGGUACUGGUUCUUGCACCCACAAGGGAGUUGGCAAAUCAAGUAAGCAGAGACUUUAGUGACAUCACAAAAAAGUUGGCAGUGGCUUGUUUUUAUGGCGGAACUCCUUAUGGAGGUCAAAUUGAGCGCAUGCGGAAUGGAAUUGAUAUCUUGGUUGGGACACCAGGUCGUAUCAAAGACCAUCUGCAGAAUGGCAAGCUGGAUCUCACCAAACUUAAGCAUGUUGUCCUGGAUGAAGUUGACCAGAUGUUGGAUAUGGGGUUUGCUGAUCAAGUGGAAGAGAUUUUAUGUGUGGCGUAUAAAAAAGAUUCAGAAGACAAUCCCCAAACGUUGCUUUUUUCUGCAACUUGCCCUCAUUGGGUUUAUAAUGUUGCUAAGAAAUACAUGAAAACUACAUAUGAACAGGUGGACCUGAUUGGUAAAAAGACUCAGAAAGCGGCAAUAACUGUGGAGCAUCUGGCUAUCAAGUGCCACUGGACUCAAAGGGCAGCAGUUAUUGGGGACGUGAUUCGAGUGUAUAGUGGUUUUAAUGGACGCACUAUUGUCUUCAGUGAAACCAAGAAGGAAGCGCAGGAAUUGUCACAGAAUACAUCCAUAAAGCAGGAUGCCCAAUCGUUACAUGGAGACAUUCCACAGAAGCAAAGAGAAAUCACCCUGAAAGGUUUUAGAAAUGGUAAUUUUGGUGUUUUGGUUGCAACCAAUGUUGCUGCACGUGGAUUAGAUAUCCCUGAGGUUGACCUGGUUAUACAGAGUUCUCCACCAAAGGAUGUGGAGUCUUACAUUCAUCGUUCUGGGCGAACAGGGAGAGCUGGAAGAACAGGUGUUUGCAUCUGUUUUUAUCAGAACAAAGAAGAAUAUCAGUUAACACAAGUGGAGCAAAAAGCGGGAAUUAAAUUUAAACGAAUAGGUGUUCCUUCUGCAACUGAGAUAAUAAAAGCUUCCAGCAAAGAUGCCAUCAGGCUUUUGGAUUCUGUGCCUCCCACUGCAAUUAGUCACUUCAAGCAGUCAGCUGAGAAACUGAUAGAGGAGAAGGGUGCUGUGGAAGCGUUGGCAGCAGCACUGGCACAUAUUUCCGGUGCCACAUCCGUGGACCAGCGCUCCUUGAUCAACUCAGAGGCGGGCUUUGUGACCAUGGUCUUGCGGUGUUCAAUUGAAAUGCCAAACAUUAGUUAUGCGUGGAAAGAACUUAAAGAGCAACUGGGUGAGGAUAUUGAUUCCAAAGUGAAAGGAAUGGUCUUUCUCAAAGGAAAGCAGGGUGUUUGUUUUGAUGUCCCUACUGCAACAGUAACACAAGUACAGGAAAAAUGGCAUGAUUCAAGGCGUUGGCAGCUCUCUGUGGCUACGGAGCAACCAGAGCUGGAAGGACCACGGGAAGGAUAUCGAGGCUUUAGGGGACAGCGGGAUGGCAAUCGAGGUUUCAGAGGACGGGACGGAAACAGAAACCGAGGCUUCAGAGGACAGCGAUCAGGAGGUGGCAAUAGAAACAACAGAUUUCAAAACAAAGGCCAGAAGAGGAGUUUUAAUAAAGCAUUCGGUUAGUAAUUUGAAAUAGAGACUUUCUAUGGCAAACGUGGAACUGAAUAUUUUUUCAUACAAAGGUUAAAAAAUGAAAGACAUACUGUGUUUCUUCCUAACCACUUGCCCAGUCCCCAUCUCUUCCAAAAAGACAGAUUUCAUCUAAAUUAUUUCAUCUCAUCAUUAUCACUUGGAACUCUAAUGCUACAUCUAUAUCAAGUAUCCCUUUUGACAGGGGUAUAUGAAUUCAUUACAUUUUUAUGCUAAUGUAUUGUCUAGAGUACAAGAUAAAAAUCAAGCACGAAUCUUCCUGUACUUUGUAAGUUGAUUUGUCUUUAUACUUAAAAGUCUCUUAAUAGUGUCCUCCCCUGAAUACCUAUGGGGAAUGCAACAGUCUCUGGAGAAACACUGUGAGCGAUCAAGACUUUGUUCUUUAAUUGGCAUUCCUUGGCCACCUGCCUAACAACGAUUCAUAUGGUCCUGAGUUGUCUGAAAAUUAAUACUGAGCAAUUUUUGAAACAAGAUUUUAAACUUAACUGGGAUGUAAUAUAGUUUAUGCCAGCAUAUGUCCUACUAGGAGGAUGGUGAUACAUUUGAUUGACGUGAUACAGGUUAGCCAUUUUAAGUGCAUUUUAUUAUUUUUAGCUUCUAAUAAGGUGAGUCAGGCUUCAGUGAAUUCAUAGAUUUUACAUGUGUAUAUAUAUGUAUCUAUAUGUAUGCAUACACACGCACGCAUGCAUGUUUUAAUAGAAAGCAAGCAUCUGUUAGGAAUUCCAGAACUAUAAGAUGGCCCAAGUAAGGAGACUGGAUAGGUGAUGCUUGGUAAAAAUGUAUUCCACUUCCUAUUGGAAGAUUAACAUUUACCAAGGAGGAGUUAAGGUAGUAGGGGACACAGAUUUGCAUUGCUUAAGAGUGUGUCAAAACUUACUGAAAAUAUUUUUUGCAUGUGAGGAGAAAAAACAUUGUUGAGAGCAAAGAGAAGAACAAAUGAAGAUGACAAUAAAGCAUUUGCUUGAUGGUGAAAAUGUAAUGCAUUGUUUCUAAAGGUUAACUUCUAAUGAGCACACUGGUUUUUUAUAGGUAGAAGGAUCUAUUAGAUUGUUACUCCAUUGAAAGCUUUAGCUGCUUCCUUUUAAGACAAGCUCUACAUGGUUGUUUUUUUUUUAAGUUGUUACUUUGAGGAAACUGAAGAACUUACUACAGGCCUUGACUAGAUAACUUCUCUGAUUUCUCAAAUAUUUCUCUGGGAAACUUUUCUCCAUGGUGCAGGAGCUUAAGAGUAGUGUUGUCUUCUCGCCUUAAUUCCUAGAAUUUCUGUAAUGAGAAUCUCAGGGAAUAAAUUUUGAUAGGAGAAGUUAAAAUACAUGGCCUAUAUUGUAUUCAUUUAAUUAUUUCAAACUAUUGUCUUUCUUUACCUUGGUUUCCCUUUACUCAGAUGGGCCUUUGUAUAUCUGCCUCCUACUUAAUCACUGUGUAGUUUGGGGCUCAAAUAGCUGACUCAACUCUUGAUUCUUUUUCUGUUUGUACUUCAGUUCUAUCCUUGAAUACUGACUGGAGUGUAUCUCUGUUCUCAGAAAUUCUCUUGAUUUUUACUUUUUGACCUCGUCACUUUUAUCACUUUUUCUCUUCAUGGCUUCCUGUCAAGCCACAGGGAUUUAGGAGAGGUGUUUGGUGACAGUCAACAUUUGUGUCUUGUGGAUUAGAUUCUGGAUUUGCUCAAGUACUGAGCAUAGAAUAGUAACAACCAAAACAUUUCAAGAUUUGAAUAGGAAUGGGUGCCCCAUUAAGAAGAAUAAAAGGAUACAUCCUUUGGGAAGGAACUGCUAAAACUUUGAUGUGAAUAGCCUAAAUAAAAAUCAGGCAUAAAUCAAGAGUAAGGGGGGAGAUUAAAAGGAAUUCUGCUUUAUGCAAUUUAAUUCUAUGGAAAACAUGGCUGUUGGAAUAAGUGAAGCUAAAGAUUCUCCUGAAUCCCAGAAUUCAAACAAUAUAUGUAAAUAUAUAAUUCAGCUACCACUUGGUCUAAAUGGUCUUGUUGGGCUAAACCUGGGAAUUGUUACCAUUUUUACUCUUUUCUACAGAGAAAGUAUUUUCCAAUUUAUGUAUCAACUCAAUUAACUUUUAAAAUACAACCCAUUUUUAUGUUGGAGCUAUAUGUGCAGCCGUUUUAUUUACAGUUGUACAUAAAAUGUUUUUACUGUAAAAUUGAGUUAAUGUAUAAAAUAAUGCUUUAUGCCAUAAUAAAGAUAUUAGU
Messenger RNA from Talpa occidentalis (Iberian mole), 4677 nucleotides. RefSeq names its product DExD-box helicase 21 (gene DDX21). Gene Ontology annotation, molecular function: helicase activity; RNA binding; ATP binding. The coding region runs from base 102 to 2450 and encodes 782 amino acids. The transcript has 15 exons. NCBI's taxonomy places the organism in Eukaryota, Metazoa, Chordata, Mammalia, Eulipotyphla, Talpidae. The record is from RefSeq and is a predicted model, not a curated record.